AUGCCGCCUAGAAUUAGAGGCAAAGGCAGGGGACCCAUGCGAGGAGGCCCUUCGGGACACGCACUCUCGCUCUCGCAUAGUUCGGAACAUCACAACUUGGGCCAUUACGGAUAUUCGAGCAACUAUUCUUCUUCACAACCAGCGAGACAAUCUGUCUCACAUAACUCAUCACCCUCUCAUUCUCACCAUUCAUACCAUUCCCACCAUUCACACCAAUCACAUCAUUCACAUUCCCAUUCCUUGCAUGGAUCAUUUGACCCAAGCCAGUAUAUCAACACACCUCCAGCUGCCCAAAACCAGUUGGACCAACCGAAUGAGCCGGACGAAGAUUCAGAUCCGGAGAUGCAACCAUCAGGGUCGCAUAUGCACCCCAUUGAGAUUCCUAGUGGUUCUACAUCUUACGCAGGAUCACCUUACCAAGGUCCUAAUGAAUGGGACCCAUAUUGGAAUCAAUUCACAUUCGUGAAUACACCCUCCUAUCGUUCUCCGACACAGCCUCCGCCACCUCAACAAGAGGACGUGCAAAUGGAACUAGUGGAACAACCACAGCCACCACUAGAACCUCCAAGAAGGAAACAUGGAACACGCAUGUAUGUGAGUUCGAGACUGCGGUCAAGCCUGUUACCACCACUGCCACAAACCUAUCCUCCUAUUCCUGAGGACCCACAAAUGGGUGGACCCUCAAGCACCGCACCAGUGGUUGAUCCGACUCCUGCAACGUUUGUUCAACCAACACCAUCGGGCUUUGAUAACUCGAUUCCCACGUAUCUAGAUAUGACCGGAUACGACCCUUUGAACCCUACUACGCCGAUAGAUUACAACUAUCAGGCGCCAUCGUAUGACCCUUAUAUGCAGGCAGUCGUACACAACGCUUUAUACCCGUCUUCUUUCCUCCCGCAUAUCCAACUACUGGAUAUCCAAAUUAUGAAUACUAGUAUCCUGUUGUGCCUUAGCCAUAACCACUGCCACUGA
Helianthus annuus (common sunflower) is the source of this 972-nucleotide messenger RNA. Its product is annotated as protein transport protein SEC31-like. NCBI's taxonomy places the organism in Eukaryota, Viridiplantae, Streptophyta, Magnoliopsida, Asterales, Asteraceae. The transcript has a single exon. The record is from RefSeq and is a predicted model, not a curated record. Bases 1 to 972 code for a protein of 323 amino acids.